Molecule: messenger RNA, 1584 nt
Organism: Spizellomyces punctatus DAOM BR117
Lineage: Eukaryota; Fungi; Chytridiomycota; Chytridiomycetes; Spizellomycetales; Spizellomycetaceae
Exons: 10
Coding region: 1-1584 (527 amino acids)
Biological process (GO): cilium assembly
Cellular component (GO): MKS complex
Source: RefSeq, a predicted model, not a curated record
AUGACAGACCUAAGGACAACCAGUUAUCAUCGGACAUUAGAUCCUGUAGAAAAUCUGAAAAUAAAAGUUCGACUGGCCAAGAUCGCCGAUAAGAAUGUUCCCUUGAUUGAGGAAACGCUUUAUAUAACCGAAGAAAAUAGAAAUAGAAGAUCGCUGUUGCCAAAGCCUGAAGUAGCCAUCGUAGAAUGGCAGCAAAAGAUUUUCAGCCCUAGCGAGGUGCUGCAGUUCAAGACAUUGUCUGGAAAUCCGUCACCAUUAGAAAGACGCUAUCAUGAACAAGUUCACAAGUUGGCUGCGAAAGCUAAAUCCCGAGAAGCGCGAGUCAUGAGUGCGGGACGAACACGAGGAGCACGCAAGCACAUCUUCACCUAUGUGCAAGAAGACGACUUUCUGCCCAAGGAUCUCCAUUCACCCACAGUCACAACAUCACCUUGGGAACAUCCAUCUCGACUCGUCGACGGCGUCCUGGGAUUUGAGCCUAUCGAGAACAAUGAAAACAAUCCAGAGAUACUCGUAUACCGACGAAAAACUCCCUCCCGCCAUGCACAGCCGGCAAAACAUCGACUGGUCGAGAGUGGCAUACACCCCAAAACGCAUCGCGAAACAAGUGACUUUGUUUCCAAAGAUCCGGUGCAUGUCCAGCGACCAUUGCUGGAUGCAGCAUUCACUGAAAUGCAUAUCAUGGCGUAUUUGCAUGUUGAGGACAGUGCACCAUCUUUGGAAAUUGGACGAACAGGGCCGCUUUACGAAGGCGUUGAGAAGCGACUGUGUACCAUUAAAGCAUAUGAUAAUGGCUUGAUAUCGUUCACACCAGCAUUACAAUCACGACGAGCCCCAAAAAGCGCGUAUCGAUUUACGCUUGGCGACGAUACCUAUGAGUUUACGAUAAAAAAUGCGUCAGAGGCAAUAACGGAAGCCGACGAAGAGCAUGAAUGGAAGAUUUUCCAAGAGUUUUACAAACAGUGGGUAUUAUUUCCGGCAGAUCUUGUAGGCACCGAAUUUACCGCGGUCCCAAAAUUGUUUGGUCAUCGAGUUAAUGUAAUGGGUGAAAUUGUCUCUGCCCGAGGAUUUCAUGGAAACGGUUUAUACGUCCGUUAUAUGAUCGAUAUACCAGAAGGUUGGAAAGAUGAGACACCUCUCCAAAUCUUGUCGUCCUACACCCAAGUUGCAAGAUCAACGUAUGACGAGGAGACGGUAUCAUAUGAAGCACGGUUUGGCUAUCCAAUAGACAUUCAACUCAUGGCAAAUCGAUAUGAUCGGAUUGCCCAAUGGCCUCGCAUAUAUUUUCAUAUUGCCAAUGUCGAUUGGUGGGGUCGGCAUACGACUCAGGGAUAUGGUUACGCCAUUCUUCCAAAAACGCCUGGAUGCCAUGACUUGGAAAUCCCAACCUGGCGGCCAUUUGGUUCGUAUUUGACGCGAAUGCGAAGCUUUUUCAUUGGUGGAUCUGCCGAUCUGGAAGAUCUUUCGUAUAUGGCCAUUCCAAAUGGAACGAGCGGCAACCGCCUGAACAAGUACGGAUUCCAAACCGAAUCAUCGGGUGUUUUGCGUGUGAGACUAAACAUUGUUCAUCAGGCCGAAGUAUGA